UUUGUUGCGAUACUGAUGAGGUUGGUCCUCCCAUAUCCCUGUCAGCUAUCUCCUUCUGAGUUCAAAAGGACACAAGUCCUGCCCCUGAGCUUGCUAACGAGAGCAGAGAGGAAGUCUUUAUCAGGUGGAAGUUUUGCUGGGAGUCGGCCACUGCAGCCUCGGUCAGCCUGGGAAACACUUUCCUCUGUUAGAAGCUCGUCUAAAGACCACCGCCAAGAUGCCCAAAAUGGUGAAUGUUCGCGUGACUACAAUGGAUGCAGAGCUGGAGUUUUCCAUUAACCAAAACACCAAAGGAAGGCAGCUGUUUGAGCAGGUUGCCAAGACGAUUGGCCUGCGUGAGCUUUGGUAUUUUGGACUUCAGUUUGUGGACAACAGAGGAAUUGUCACGUGGCUGAAUCCUGACAAGAAAGUGAUGCUUCAGGAAGUAAAAAAUGAGACUCCCCUGCUGUUCAAGCUCAGAGUCAAGUUUUAUCCCGAGGAUGUGGCAGAGGAGCUGAUCCAGGACAUCACCAGGAAGCUUUUCUUCCUGCAGGUGAAGGAGGACAUCCUGACGGAUGAGAUCUACUGUCCUCCGGAGACCGCCGUGCUUCUGGCUUCCUACGCCGUCCAGGCAAAGUACGGGGAGUACAUGAAGUCAGUGCACAAGCGGGGAUACCUCUCCUCUGACCGUCUGCUCCCUAAAAGAGUGCUGGAUCAACACAAGCUGUCAAAGGAACAGUGGGAAGAGAGAAUCCAGGUUUGGCACGAGGAGCACAGAUUCAUGGUGAAGGAAGAUGCAAUGAUGGAGUAUCUAAAGAUCGCUCAGGAUCUGGAAAUGUUCGGUGUUAAUUACUAUGAGAUAAGGAACAAGAAGGGCACAGAACUUUGGCUGGGAGUCGACGCACUAGGGAUCAACAUCUAUCCAAAGGAUGACAGGCUGACCCCCAAAAUUGGAUUCCCGUGGAGUGAAAUUAGAAACAUUUCUUUUUCUGAAAAGAAAUUUAUCAUCAAGCCAAACGAUAAGAAAUCUCCAGACGUUAUUCUCUACGUUGCACGUCCGCGUGUCGGAAAGAACAUCAUGCUUAUUUCUAAGAGCAACCAUGCCCUGUAUGUUCGCCGUCGGAAGCCCGACAACAUCGAGGUUCAACAGAUGAAGGCUCAGGCCAAACAGGACAGGCACCAGAAGAAGAUGGAGAGGGAACAGCUGGAGAGCGAAAAGAAGAUGAGAGAAAGUAUUGAGAAGGAGAAAGAGCAGAUGGAGAGAGAAAAGCAGGAGCUGAUGAUGAAGCUCUACGAGUUUGAAGAGACUACUAAGAGAGCAGAACGAGAGCUUCGGGAGCAGCUGGAGCGGGCCAUGAGGCUGGAGGAGGAGAGGAGGAGGGUGGAGCAGGAGGCGGCCCGGCUGGAAGCUGAGAGGAUGGAGGCCAUAAUUGCCAAGGAGGAGCUGGCCAGGCAAGCUGAGGAGCAGAUGAAGAGCCAGGAGCAGCUGGCUGCAGAGCUGCAGGAGUACAGCGCCAAGAUCGCUGAGCUGGAGCAGGCCAAGAGAGAAAAGGAGGAGGAAGCUGAGACAUGGCACGUCAAGGCUGCAGAAGUGGAGCAGAACCUAAUAAAGACCAAGGUAGAGCUACAACAUGUGAGAACCACCUCCAACUCUGUCCCGUCGGGUGGGUCGUCAUCCUCCUCUUCAGACAGCGAGAGUGACAAUGAGCACAGCGAAGUAAACAGCACCCACAGCGCUGAGCUGCAGACGCAGGGCAUCAAUGAUCACCGCAGGGAGGAGGAGCGGCUCACUGAAGCUGAGAAGAACGAGCGCUUGAAGAGGCAGCUGAGGGAAAUGAGCUUAGAUCUGGAGCAGGCCAGAGAUGAUACCAAGAGGACCAAGUAUGACGAGCUUCAUGUUGAGAACAUCCGUCUGGGACGUGACAAGUACAAAACCCUCAAACAAAUCCGCCUUGGCAACACCAAGCAGAGGGUCGAUGAGUUUGAGGCCUUGUAGAAAACCCUGGCAGGUGUAUCCCAUAAAAAAAAACAAAAAAAACAACAACAACAAAAUACAACAUCCAGGAAUGAUCUGCUUAGCUUAUUACAUACUACAGUGAUUGCAGCCAGUGGCAGUUCUUGCAUAAGUGGUGCCCCGGGCAGGACACUCCCUUCUCAACCCUACUCCUCCAAAUGACACACACACACACACACACACACACACACACACACACACACACACACACACACACACACACACACACACACACACACACACACACACACACACACACA
Cyprinodon tularosa is the source of this 2253-nucleotide messenger RNA. Its product is annotated as ezrin-like. Lineage: Eukaryota; Metazoa; Chordata; Actinopteri; Cyprinodontiformes; Cyprinodontidae. The coding region runs from base 218 to 1975 and encodes 585 amino acids. Gene Ontology annotation, cellular component: apical part of cell; adherens junction; plasma membrane. The record is from RefSeq and is a predicted model, not a curated record. Gene Ontology annotation, molecular function: cell adhesion molecule binding; actin binding. Gene Ontology annotation, biological process: positive regulation of early endosome to late endosome transport; regulation of organelle assembly; positive regulation of protein localization to early endosome. The transcript has 13 exons.